Molecule: messenger RNA, 1890 nt
Organism: Suillus discolor
Lineage: Eukaryota; Fungi; Basidiomycota; Agaricomycetes; Boletales; Suillaceae
Exons: 6
Coding region: 1-1890 (629 amino acids)
Source: RefSeq, a predicted model, not a curated record
AUGACUCCUUCGGAAAUUGCAAACAACGCUCUCCAGGCUACACUCGAGACUGUACAAUCGUUGAUGAAGCAUUGUAUGAAAUUAAAGGAAAGUGAUCCAGGCACGCUGACGUUAUCGGAUGAGAUCGCCAGAUGCCUGGCAAAAGAUUUGAAGCUUUAUGGGGGGAGUGCUACAUUGUUCUCCCCUCAGCUGCUAUCCUGUGCCGCCAUAGUACGGGAGCACUCCAAGGCUGGCAUCUUUGUGUCAUUGCCCAACUGGAAGACUGUCAUCGACAACGACCCGCGCAUUAAGAGUCACCCGUGGUUCCACAAGACUGUGGACUACCGCUCCUCCACCUUUGCAAAACCCCAACUCACCACAGUGCUGGCGGACUCCAUGGUAAAGACUCUUGCGGAAUCAAUUAGACCCCCUCAGCUCGGCUCAUGGAAGGCGACACAACUAGUUCCAUCAGCUGGUAAUGAAGUGCUACCAAGUAUGCCCAGGUUACAAACUCUGGGGGUUCCGGUAACAGAACUAAUGAUAUCAGACAUCCGAAGCAGUGCUGCCCCCCCAUUGGUAUUCCAGCCACCGACCUGCCUGCCACGUUCCAUUGCCCCCAUGAUGGUGAGACACGGUAUCCAUACGGCUGGAAGCAUGAAGACAGAGACAACUGCACAGCCCAGGAAGACGAAAAGGAAAGCGGAAGAGAGCGACAAUGACAGCAAAGAAGCAGAGGUAGCGCAUGGACUCACACCAACUCCCAUUUCCCGGAAGCCGAUUCGCAAACGGAAGAAGAAGUUUAUGUCGGAUGGAGGAGACGAAGGAGACGCUGGUACCAUCCAUGUUAAGGUGACUCUGACGCAGAAGACAUUGUCAGUAAAGACAUUCAAUGUUGUGGCUCCGGAUGCCAUAUUAGCAGACACCUCCGCAACAGAAUUGGUAAAUGACAGAGGUUUUUGGGAUGAAAAAACUAGGCCUGCCGGAUGGGGUUUGGAUUCCAACAUUGCCACAAUGGAGGUAGGCAGGCAAGCAAAUCUUUCCGUUCACUACCACUCCCAGAAAUGUGACAAAUGCGUCAAGUUGAAGGUUCCUUGCAUUGUUCUCCCUGACAAGAAGUUCGGAUGCAUCAGACUAACCUGUGCAAACUGCGAUGGGAUGAAGAUUGCCUGCACGAUCGAUGGCGCUGGUGUCCGGCAGAGGUUGCAAGUAAAGGUGGAGGAAGCUGUUGGUGAACCGAAUAUCAAUCCUCUUCCCAAACGUCCUAGGACAUGUGUGAACAAGUCACGCCCUGCUGUGAAAAAUCUGGCAAAAUCUUCUCCGGCCAAGACAAUGAAACCAGCCACUCGUUCGUCCACUCGUGUGGCUCAGACUGUUACUGUGGACAACCCGCUGAAUGAACAACCGACGAACUUAAGGCCUAAGCAUCCAGCUCUGCUAGCGCCCCAAAACAUGCAGUCGUCGGACCCUUCCAAACCAUCGGAAAUGGGACUCCCUGCAAUCAUUUCAAUGCCGGCUCCAUUGCAGCCACCAGGACCCACCAAUCUCCCGGAGCCUGAACCCAGCGGAAAAGACAUCUUGCGGAGCAUCCAGGACCUUGGCAGGAGAUUCGAUCUCCUUGCAACCAAUGAGCGGGUGGACGUGUUGGAUGCAAGGGUUGAUUUGGUGGAGGACAGGUUUGGAUGGAGGCUGAUGGUGCUGGAGAAACAGAUCACUGCAUCGGAUGCGUGUUGGCAGUCGGUCACGUCAUCGAUGGGUAAUCUGUCAAUGUCCUUGCAAAUCCAUAAGAAUGAUCCGGCCGCUCACCGUCCUGGCUCCUCCAAUGGUACCAAAUAUGCACCCCAAAAUGCCCCCGUUGAUGAAUGCCUGGGAAUCUCAACCGUUGGUAGGGAACGCACCCAUGAAUGCAAUUAG